This is a messenger RNA of Chaetomium strumarium, 744 nucleotides long. RefSeq lists its product as uncharacterized. NCBI's taxonomy places the organism in Eukaryota, Fungi, Ascomycota, Sordariomycetes, Sordariales, Chaetomiaceae. Gene Ontology annotation, cellular component: nucleus; cytoplasm. The record is from RefSeq and is a predicted model, not a curated record. The coding region runs from base 1 to 744 and encodes 247 amino acids. The transcript is spliced from 2 exons.
AUGGAGCAACAAAUACCCUUGAGCCACGAAGCCUCCGCAGGCAACACCAACAUGCGCGUGACGACCUCCCUCCCGCAAGAAGUUGUGCAGUGCCUCGAGAACGCGCGCUUCCUCCACCUGGCCACCUGCUCCGAGAACAUACCGCACGUCUCGCUUAUGAACUACACCUACCUCCCAUCCUCGCCCUACUCCCGCUCACCAGUCAUCGUGAUGACGACCAACCCAGCCAGCAAGAAGAUGAACAACCUAGCCAGCAAUCCCAACGUCUCAUUACUUGUCCACGACUGGGUCUCACACCGUCCAACACCAACCGCCCAAGCACGGCGCCUCUCUUCCGACGGGUCAGCCUCCCGUUCGCCCAACAGGGAACCGCAUUCGUCGCUCGCGGCGCUGCUCUUCAACCUCAACACGUCGGCCGUGUCCUCCAUCAGCGCCACCAUCAACGGCAGCGCCCGGCUCGUCGAGCGGGGCUCCGAGGAGGAGAAGUACUACAAGGAUGUGCAUCUGGAGAACAACACGUUCGACAGCACUGCCGAUGCUGGGCUCUUCGGGCAACCGGGGGGAGGCGGGGAUGGCGAGAGCAACGGGCAGAGCCGGUUUGCGGCGGGCAACGAGGCCAGAGUGAUCGUUGUGGGCAUACGGGACGUCAGGAUUGCAGACUGGAAGGGGGCAGUGAGGGAUUGGGUUAUUACAGCACCCGAGGAAGGUGGGGAGGGGAAUGCCAUGAUGAACGGGGUGCGGUAG